AAACUGGACCGAGCAAGUGAUCAUGUUUAAGCUCAAGCAACUCUCUUUUGAAAAUUCACUUUUCAGUUUUCACAAAUCCCCGUCUCAUUUUUUCCUUCUAUCACUAUUGAAUUUUCUAUUUUGCAACGUUCUAACACAACCCAUAUUAAUCAUCUUCGGUUCGGUCUGUUUCUAUAGUUCCUUUAGUUCGUCGCCAAUGGAGGCCCAACGGGUUCAAAGCCCACCUCUUCCAGAUUCUGGUAUUCUCUUUCUACAUAUGUAUAGCAAAUAGGAGUUAAAAUUUGAGAAUUUCAAGUUUUUUGUGGUUUGUUUAAUUAAUUUGAGCAUGUUCUUAAUUUUAGGUGGUGGUGCAAGUGGGACCCAGAAGAGGUCGGAGGAGAAGGGAGGGACGGUGAAGAUAGAAGAUGAGGAGGAGAAGAAGGAAGGAUCACCGUCGAUCAAGUUGGGCCUUGGGAUUGAUGGAAACAUGUCGGAGAAACCCGUGAUCGAACAUGGAAAGUGUGCGUUUACGACAACACAGUUGCAUGAGCUGCAAUUACAAGCUCUUAUCUUUAAGUACAUAGCGGGUGGAAUCCCAGUUCCUCUCAACCUUGUUAUGCCCAUUUGGAAAACCGUUGCUUCCUCCUUUGGCUCUGCUCAUGGCGGUAUUUAUGAACAGUAUCCAAGCUUUGUAGGAAUCAGUCCUCAAGGAUUUGAUUAUAGGAACAUGAUGGAUCCUGAGCCAGGGAGGUGUAGAAGAACAGAUGGGAAGAAAUGGAGGUGCGGUAAGAAUGUGAUUCCUGAUCAGAAGUACUGUGAGCAGCACAUGCAUAGGGGUUGUCGGCGUUCAAGAAAGCCUGUGGAACCUUCUCAAAUUACUUUGCCUGAUACAACGCUACUAAAAAGUUCAAAUAAAGAAUCAGAAAACUCAAAAAACCAUUCAACUCCUGUAAGUGUUCUUCACAUGAAGCCAACUUAUUGUAAGACCAGCACCAGCCAUGAGACCGCUGCUAUGGAUAGCAACAAUGUAUGCAGCAAUAGAAACUCCAUUUCUAUCAAUGCCACCACUAGUAGUACCAUCAUCGUCGCAACAAACAACGGCAUCAAAAAUAAUAGCAAAAGGAACAAAAGCUCCCCAAAUACUAGUGAGAGGGGUGAAGAUAAACUCUCUGUUAGCAACAAUAAUAUGAUCAUCAGAAGCAGCAAGGCUGGAAACAAAGCCGCUGUUGGUAAUAGUAUAUCUCUCGGUGUUGGCUUUUCUCCAAAAAGCGUUCUUCAGGUGCUAGGCUGCAGCAGUUCCUGUGUUCACAAAAAUGAGAUAGGACUUGAACCAGGGAGGUGUAGGAGAACAGAUGGGAAGAGAUGGCGAUGCAGCAGGGAUGUUAUUCCUGAUCAGAAAUAUUGUGCCCGGCACAUGCACAGAGGCGCAAGAAAGCAAGUGGAGGUUUCUCAGCCUGUUGCCAUUCCCUCUAUCGGUGAUUGUCCACCUAGUAGAUCAACAAUAGCCAACAAAGCAGCUUGUGGAGUCCUUAGCACAAGCCUUUCUAUGUCAAUUCCAAGUCCUGGGCUCAUUACACAAGAUGAAAAGAGUAUGAGCAGCAGCAGUGAGACUACCAUCAGUGACACCACCAUCACUGCGUUCGAGAAUGGUAACUUCUCUUGAUGUGAUCUUAUUUGGAAGGUUAAACUUUUAUGAGUUUGGAUCCAACUUUUAUGCCAACUUGAGAUGAUUCAGGUGUUUCUUCAUAAGACAAAACGAGAAUAUUAGGUGUCAUUCUGCAGUGAUCUAUACUCAUGAAGUUGGGGGAAGAUGGGAAAUUUUUUGAUGUGAUAUCUGAAAUCAUUCUCAUGUACCAAUUGACUGGCCAAUUGUUGAAUUGAAAAUCUUGUUAAGAAAAGAAAGGGUGCCUCAUUUUGCGUUUCAGUUUGGGCAAAAACAGAUGAGUUCCUUCAUAUCUGGCCUUGUAAUAGGUUUAUUGAUAUCACACCAAUGUACUUAAUUUCCCUGUUAGAAGAUUUCUAUAUGCUAUCUUUUACUGCAGUUGCCAUUACUUACAAUGAAUCUAAGAGUUUGUAGUGUUUCUUGCGUC
Molecule: messenger RNA, 2069 nt
Organism: Durio zibethinus
Lineage: Eukaryota; Viridiplantae; Streptophyta; Magnoliopsida; Malvales; Malvaceae
Source: RefSeq, a predicted model, not a curated record